AUGGGCAAACUCAUAAAGAACCACUGGGCCCGCCUCAUAAUCCUCACCGCCGCAGCCUACCAAGUCGCCGCCUCAGUCAGCGGCUUCUUCUGGCCGAAACUCUUCUGGGACUUCCUAACCACGAACCUCGACCACGCCGUCCGGCCCAUCCCCAUCCUCCAAAUCAUCAACCUCCUCCUCGGCCUGCUCGGCUUAUGCUGGGAAUGGCCUCUGCCACUCUUCACCAGCGCCGCCACCUCCACCCGGUUACACCACAACCACACCGCCGCCUCCUACAGCCACACGUCGCAAAGGACCGGCCACAAACACACAGAGUCCAACGCCUCCCCUCCGAAAGCGCCGAACAGGGCAACGACGGCGCUCGCGGCGAUGCAUCGGAGUAUCGAAGCCCGACUGUUCAUCUACCCGUUGAGCAGCCUGGCGGCCCUGCUGCUGUAUCAGGGCACGAACGCGGGGAUUUAUUAUAUAAUAGGCAUGGCGGUUUAUUUCUGGGGUUUCAGCGAGGGCGAGGUGGUGAUGGGGGUGCCGUGGACGUUGCCUCGGCGGCGAAAGAGUCAGGGUCUUGUGGGAGUAUGA
This is a messenger RNA of Letharia columbiana, 576 nucleotides long. RefSeq lists its product as uncharacterized. Bases 1 to 576 code for a protein of 191 amino acids. Lineage: Eukaryota; Fungi; Ascomycota; Lecanoromycetes; Lecanorales; Parmeliaceae. The record is from RefSeq and is a predicted model, not a curated record. The transcript has 2 exons.